AUGGCAGCAGAAUCAGAAGAAGCCAAGACUUGGGUGGGGAAUAUGUUAUGCUUCUUCUUGCUGUUUUCUGCAUCCAUGGCCAUAAUAGACCAAGGCAGGGACGGUAGUUCUAAUUACCAGAAUCUUGAGAUUCAGAAGCUUUCGAAGAAGUUGAACAGACCAGCAGUUAAAUCUAUAAAGAUGACACCAUGUUUUCACCCUGAAAAAAGUUUGCUUCAGAAAAGUGAAGUGUCUGCAAAAUCACAACCUGUUGCUCAAUUAUGGCAGCAGAGUGGAAGUUGCCCAGAAGAAACCAUUCCCAUAAGAAGAAUAAGAAAGGAAGACAUAUUGAGGGCAAAAUCUAUCCAGCAAUUUGGAAAGAAGAAUCUCAAGAACAUCCCUCAAUAUGGAUCAUUUGAAACUCAUUCCAAACACCAGUUUGCUGCAGUUUAUGUGAAAGGAGAUAAAUAUCAUGGAGGCAUGGCAACUAUGAACGUUUGGAAUCCCCAUGUUCAAGAGCACAAUGAAUUUAGUGACUGUCAAAUCUCAAUUCUAAACGAUAACAUUGGUAAAGGUUAUAAUAGCAUUCAAGCUGGUUGGCAGGUCAAUCCCCGGCUGUAUGGAGAUAAUAACACCAGAUUUUUUACAUUUUGGAGAGGUGGUUCAGGUGAAAAUGCUAGCAGGUGUUAUGAUCUUUUUUGCUCUGGCUUUAUUCAAGUGAACCAUCGCGUAGUCGUGGGAGCUGCCAUAAGGCCCUUGUCUGCCUAUGGAGAUAGCAAAUCCCAACAUGCUAUCACCAUUCUUGUCUGGAAGCUGAGUUCAUACUCUCGUGGUUCGGUCUCUUGCCAACAGCAGGAGUUGAUUGACAUAUUGAUAUUGUGGCUUAACCAAUCCGUUUCAUCUUGGGAAGUGCCACUUCUUGCUUUGCAGGGUUUGCAUAGCAUUAUAGAAGAGGUGAAAGAUCUGCUGGAUUUUGGAGAAUUUAGGUGCUGCAACCAACAAGAACUCUAUUUGACAGACGAAAUUGGAUAA
This is a messenger RNA of Neltuma alba, 1011 nucleotides long. RefSeq lists its product as uncharacterized. The transcript is spliced from 9 exons. NCBI's taxonomy places the organism in Eukaryota, Viridiplantae, Streptophyta, Magnoliopsida, Fabales, Fabaceae. Bases 1 to 1011 code for a protein of 336 amino acids. The record is from RefSeq and is a predicted model, not a curated record.